Molecule: messenger RNA, 2256 nt
Organism: Nicotiana tabacum (common tobacco)
Lineage: Eukaryota; Viridiplantae; Streptophyta; Magnoliopsida; Solanales; Solanaceae
Source: RefSeq, a predicted model, not a curated record
AUGGCGGAGAAGGCUUUAUUGAUGAAAAGGAUAGAAGGUAGAAAAAAAGAACGUGAGAGUAACAAAAAGAAAAGAUCACCUUUGAAGUGGGAGACAUGGGAAGAACAAAUGGAUAAGUGGCUUACAAAAAAUUAUUCAAGAGAUGUAGACUUAGGUAAUACUCAGAACGUGUUGGUUCCAGCUGAAACAGCCGAGCCACCAUCCGAUUUUAUAUUGCCACUGCUAAGGUACCAAAAGGAGUGGUUGGCUUGGUCAUUAAAGCAAGAAGAAUCUGUAGCAAGAGGAGGUAUUCUUGCUGAUGAAAUGGGAAUGGGGAAGACUGUUCAAGCCAUAGCACUUGUGCUUGCUCAACGCGAAUUACAGAAAUCAAAUAGUAAUUCCACAGUCAAAGGAACUCUAGUUGUAUGUCCUGUGAUUGCAGGAAUCCAAUGGUUUAGCGAGAUUGAACGUUGCACCACUAAAGGAAGCAACAGAAUUCUUGUUUAUCAUGGCACCGACAGGGAGAAACAUAUGCACAAAUUGGCGGAAUAUGAUUUUGUUAUUACUACCUACUCCACCAUUGAGGUUGACUAUAGGAAGUAUAUGACACCAUCAAAGGAGCUGAGUAAGAACUUAGAACCUCGGGUAGAAGUGUUGGACCAGAAAACAGGUUCUACAGAAAAUUUGAGCAACAGUGGUUCUAUUGAUAAUUCAGCUGUGUCCAGGAGGAAGUCAGCUUUGCAUUCAGUGAAGUGGGACCGCAUCAUUUUGGAUGAGGCACAUUAUGUGAAAAAUUCACGCUGCAAAACCUCAAGAGCUGUUUUUGCGUUAGAAUCUUCUUAUAAGUGGGCCUUAACUGGUACACCCCUGCAAAAUCGUAUAGGAGAAUUGUACUCAUUUGUUCGUUUCCUACAAGCUCCUUACGCUUAUUACUUUUGCAAAGAUUGUGAUUGCACAGAACUUGAUUAUAGCUUCGCUGAGUGCCCACAGUGCCACCACAACUGCGCACGCCACUUUCUCUGGUGGAAUAGAUAUAUUAAAAAACCUUUACAAGAAAAUCCAAACAAAGGGGCUGGUAAAGAUGCGAUGCUUUUAUUGAAGCACAAUAUUCUGAAAAAGCUAUUGCUAAGACGUACCAAAAAGGAAAGAGCUGCUGAGUUAGCACUUCCCAUGAAGACUGUUACUCUGAGAAAAGAUUCUUUGAAUGACGAAGAACGCGACUUCUACAUGUCAUUUCACAAUGAAAGCAAGACACAGUUCGAUACAUAUGUUAGGGUGGGAACUCUAACGAAUAACUAUGCUCACGUUUUUGCUAUAAUCACACGCCUACGGCAGGCAGUUGAUCACCCUUACCUUGUGGUAUGCUCUAGCACAGAUUUGACUAGUGUGAAUAAAGAUGCUGGAGAUGUUGAAAAAUCGUGUAGCUUAUGUAAAGAUACGGUGGAAGAUCCAAUAGUUACUUCUUGCACACACGUGUUUUGCAAGACGUGUUUGAUAAACUUUGCUGAAAGUAGGGGAAAACCGGCAUGCCCUUCAUGUGAUAAACCCCUUACAUUUGACUCCAAUGCAAAUAAUGAUAAGGGGGAUUCUAGUUCUAAGCCUACUGUCAAAGGGUUUAGGUCCUCAAGUAUAUCGAACAAAAUUCAGCGCGAUGGAUUCCAGACAAGCACUAAAAUAGAAGCUUUGAGGGAAGAAAUUAGGUUCAUGGUUGAAAGAGACGGUUCUGCAAAAGGAAUAGUUUUCAGCCAGUUCACAUCGUUUUUGGAUCUAAUACAGUACUCUCUUCAGAAAUCGGGCGUCAAUUGUGUUCAAUUAGUUGGAUCCAUGUCUAUGGCUGAAAGAAAUGCUGCAGUUACCACAUUUACUGAAGAUCCAAAAUGCAGGAUACUUCUUAUGAGCUUGAAAGCUGGAGGUGUUGCCCUCAAUCUUACAGUUGCAUCACAUGUUUUCUUGAUGGAUCCUUGGUGGAAUCCUGCGGUGGAGUGGCAAGCACAAGAUAGAAUCCAUCGAAUAGGGCAACAUAAACCAGUCAGGAUUGUGAGAUUCGUAAUUGAGGAUACAAUUGAAGAAAGGAUCUUAGAGUUACAAGAGAAGAGGAAACUAUUUUUUGAAGGGACUGUCGGUGGUUCUUCAGAUGCCUUGGGAAAGCUAACAAAGUCAGACUUGGAUUUCCUGUUUUAUCGUCACUUUUAAAUGUUUUCUGUUUCUUCAGUUUGGCAAACAAAUUCUCAUAUGCUUUGUAUAGCCUCUAGCAAAAACUUUGUACCUAGUGUUCUG